AUGGAAGUUUUUCCAGCUUUAAGAGCUGUAGCUAUCCCAGUAUUCUUCAUCGUCUGUUCAAGUUGCUGGUGCGACAAAAUAGGGAGGAGACCGUCAGCAUCCCAAAUGUUGCCAGUUUUGGAGCUCAUGGAACCCAAAAGCUCGCUAUACGAUCCUCUACCUGAAGAUACGAAUUCAGAGAAAUUAAGAUUAAUACUUGGAAAAUUCUUCGAUUCUCAAGUAAUGAGCGAAUCAGAGCCAGAAGCAUACUCCUUAUAUCCAAAUGGAACGGUGAGGCUGAAACUAAAAAAAACAAGGUCAGGUUAUUUAAUACCCCAAGGUCAACCACCACGACACAUCCAAAGACUACAUCUUCAGAGCCUAAAGAUGGGUGAUGGUAAAAAAACCAACUUGAAACUUGGAAAGAAGGCUAAAAGAAGAUUCAGAGAUCUCUUGUGGCUGCAGAGUCAUUGUCCUCUUCUCCAGAAGUGGAAGGACAUGGGACCUCGUUUCUGGCCCCGAUGGUUUCGCGAGAACUCCUGCGCCCCUCGACCUACCUGUUCUUUCCCACGAGGUAUGGUUUGCCAACCACACAAAUCUACAGACAAAGUUUUGCUGAGGUGGCACUGCCAGAACUGGGAAGAGAAGAAAAACUGCGAUUGGCUGAAGGUACAGUACCCACUUGUCACAGAAUGCCGCUGUGGAUGCUAA
Molecule: messenger RNA, 690 nt
Organism: Uloborus diversus
Lineage: Eukaryota; Metazoa; Arthropoda; Arachnida; Araneae; Uloboridae
Product: noggin-like
Exons: 3
Coding region: 1-690 (229 amino acids)
Biological process (GO): negative regulation of BMP signaling pathway; osteoblast differentiation; negative regulation of cell differentiation
Source: RefSeq, a predicted model, not a curated record